Molecule: messenger RNA, 1035 nt
Organism: Lodderomyces parapsilosis
Lineage: Eukaryota; Fungi; Ascomycota; Pichiomycetes; Serinales; Debaryomycetaceae
Exons: 1
Coding region: 1-1035 (344 amino acids)
Source: RefSeq, a predicted model, not a curated record
AUGAACAAAGAAAAUCAACUUAGAGAUGUUACAAAUACCCCGGAAUCAAUUCAAAAGUCACAUUUCAACCACGGAGCACUAAACUUGGACAAACAUUUUGACUUGAUUCACGAAACUCAUAAUGAUUUACAACAACAAUUACAUCGAAUAGAAACAUCAACUAAUCAAACUUAUGUUGAUUUGGAACAGCUCUACUCACGACUGAAAAGCAAUAAUGACAAUUUGAACAAAUUGUUGAAAAAUGUAGUGGAGUAUUCGAAUGAGGUGAUCACAGAAGGCAAUGCAACGAAAGCUGAUAUGGGUCUGAUUUUGAAGGCUUUGGAAGAAUUGAAAUUAAAAGAAGUUUCCUUGCGGGAUGACGAUAUGGCCAAAAUAAAGGGUGCCAUAAGGCUGGUUUACUUAGAAAGGGAGGGAGAGGAAGGGGACUUGAAACAGUCUCAUGAAACACUUGCCACAUUUUUGAAAGAUGACAGAAUAAGCAAGCAAAUUCUUCAAGAGCAAUUCGAACAACUAUCAAAAUCAAUUAAUGCCGUGGACAAUUCUGCAACUUUGAGUAGAAUUGAGGGGCUAUUGGGGAAUCAACAGUGGAAAAACGAUUUCAGAAAAGAGUUGAAAACGCAUAAAGAGCAUAUGGAAUCGAUCAGUGAUCAACUACUAGCUAAAUUGUCAACCAUUGACCAAAACUUACAAAAAAGUGGCAAUAAUGAACUCACGACACAACUGAUUGCAUCUAAAGAAGCAAAAGUCAGUGAAUUGGAAAUGAAGAUUAAGAUGCUUGAAGAUAAGUAUAAUCUUCUUUCAUCACAAUAUAGUGCAAAAUAUGAUCAGUAUAAAAUCCUUCUGCAACAAUUUCAAGAGCUAUCAGGAAAAAUGCAUGACGACAAUACCUCAAGCCUGUCCUCGUCGAGUAUUCACAACUUGAAGAGGUUUUACCAGACCAGUUUGCAGAUGAUUGAAGAACAUAACCUUGUUCAGACUGACAAGCGAAUUGUUAGUAUGCCAGCGGGGUUUUCCAAUAAUUCAGACGAUGAUUAA